Messenger RNA from Colletotrichum phormii, 672 nucleotides. RefSeq lists its product as uncharacterized. The record is from RefSeq and is a predicted model, not a curated record. The coding region runs from base 1 to 672 and encodes 223 amino acids. The transcript is spliced from 2 exons. NCBI's taxonomy places the organism in Eukaryota, Fungi, Ascomycota, Sordariomycetes, Glomerellales, Glomerellaceae.
AUGGCCAGAAUUCCUGGAUUCGCGACUGUUCGGCGCCGAUAUCUCACGACAAGGCGUAGUAAGAAACGUGAGAACGAUGAGAGUUCUUGGCUAAAGGAUACGUUCCUUCCCUGUGUCAGCGAUUGGUUGAGGCCGCAUAUCACCUUCCUCAUUGACAAGCCAGGAGAUCUUGUUUGCCAAAUUUGUCACCAUAGUCAGUUGGCGCUCCGUAGUGAGGCAGAGGCGAGAGGUCUAUACGUGGAGCUCUGGGAUAGUGUUCCCGCGAUGUUGCCUUGCGGGCACGUAGCGGGAGCUCAGUGUUUGGAGAUAUGGCUCUGGGAUAACAAGAGCUGCCCAUUUUGUCGACAAAAACUCGUUCAUAGUGAAUGCGGGCAUCAAGUACAACCCCGACAUCUCUUCAGCCAGAACGUAGCCUUUACGCCGAACUCAAUACCAGAUGGAGGCAGCAUACCGGAAUUAUGUUACACAUGCUACAAGGCUGCUCUCUGGGUUUCAGCUAACUUCCGGUAUCGAACUUGCAAGCGCCGGUUCGAACAAGCAAGAAGCAGGUAUCUUGCGUCUGAAAGCCAGGCAGACGCUAAUAUCCUGCUGCACAGGAAAGUCGAUUUUGAGAAGGUGAUAGUAGAGGAGUUCUGGGAGAAAGCUAUUACAAGCUGGCUGACCCGUUGGUAG